ACAGUGUUACCAAUAUUUUUCUAUGUGCAACCAGCAGAUCUGAAGUACCAGAAAAAAAGUUAUGGAAAAGCCAUGACUAAUCAUGAAAAUAAAGGCAGAUACAAUCACAAGUUGGAAUCAUGGAAGUCAGCCUUGUCUGCAGUAGGCAAUAAAAGUGGACUAUGCGUCAAUAAGAACAUAGCAUGGGGUGAGGCUAUUGACAAGAUUGUUGAAGAGGUCAGGAAAAGAGUUCCUCCCGUGCCUUUGUAUAUUGACCAUCCACUUGGAUGUGAUUCUGAACUUGAAAAAGUGGAAAAAUCACUUCUACAGAUUGAUUCUUGUGCUGCCUGUUUGAUGCUGGGAAUUCAUGGAGAUGGUGAAAUAAGCCAAUUUGUUGCUGAGCUGUAUAACAAGAUUAGGCCUCGCUUUGCAACUGCAAGUUUUCUUUCUAAUAUCAGUGAGAAAACAAAUGCAAGUGGUGGUGGUCUAGAACAUCUACAAGAAACGCUUCUUUCUGAGAUGGGAGAGGAGGUAAAGUAUAAGAUCGGAAGCACAUUCACAGGAUCCUCUGAAAUAAUGUAUAGGCUAGGCCAAAAAAGAGUUCUUCUGGUUUUGGAUGAUGUUGAUAAAAUCCAACAACUGAAGUCAUUAGCACAACGAGAAAAUUGGUUUGGUCAUGGUAGUAGGAUCAUUAUAACAACAAGACAUGAAGGUGUGCUAGAUGAGCAUUGAUUAUCUAAUGGUGUUGAGAUUAAGAAGUACCAUUUUGUUGCUGGACAGGUUGAGGAAGAUGAUGUAGAGGAAGGAGAUGUAGUGGGCUUUACAAAACACUGGAGCUUUGUAAAAGAGCAGCUGUAUGAUGCUAACAUUAACGUCACAUCCAUCAUUGGCAUGGGUGGAUUGGGCAAGACUACUGUUGCUCAAGAGAUCUAUAACAAUAAAGAGGUCAAGAAUUUGUUCCCUACCCGCGGAUGGACUCGUGUUUCCAAAGAUUACGAGCCAAGGGGUGUAUUGUUGAAGCUCAUCCAAUCUUUGAUGAAGUCCACAUCUGCAUAUCAAAAUUUAGAAGUGGAGGAUCUAAAGAAGAAAGUGAGAAAUUACCUGAAGGGGAAAAAGUACUUGAUAGUGCUUGAUGAUAUUUGGGAACCUGAA
Messenger RNA from Arachis duranensis, 1131 nucleotides. RefSeq names its product TMV resistance protein N-like. Gene Ontology annotation, biological process: defense response. Gene Ontology annotation, molecular function: ADP binding. The record is from RefSeq and is a predicted model, not a curated record. NCBI's taxonomy places the organism in Eukaryota, Viridiplantae, Streptophyta, Magnoliopsida, Fabales, Fabaceae. Bases 73 to 711 code for a protein of 212 amino acids. The transcript has 2 exons.